AUGGACAUGGCCAGCACGCAAUCACCGGCACGUAACGCGAGAAUCCAGACAUAUCUCGGACAGCGCAAGAGACAGACUUUUGCUGAGCCAUCGCGGCUCUCGGUUAUCAAAGUAAAAGAUGCGCAAAGAGCAAAGUUCUCCUACGGGAAGCCAUUGAACGAGAGUGAAUCAGAUGUCUCAGGGCAAGACGGGAAGCGCGGAUCCGCGCAAACCAUUGGCUGGCUACUCGCGACUGCAACGAACCUAGAGCAAGACAUCGAGACUUGUAAGAAAGAGCUCGAGCUCGUCAGAUCACUAAUGGAGGAAAUUGAUCAGCGGUUGCAGGCGCACGACAAGUUGCCCAGUCGAAAACUUCGUGACCACAAAGUUCUCAUGGCUGCGUGUCGGGAAUAUUCCGACUCGAUGAUCCAGGUCAAGAAGGAAAGGUUGAGGCAAGUCAGAUUCUGGGCCAGUAGCCGGGAGAUGGGGCGCUCUGCCCCUGCUGCAGCCCCCGGAGAAUGGCUUGAUGUUGAUCUUGAAUGGAGGAAUUGGCUGAGCGAGCAAGCUGCCGCCCGCUCUGGAGCGUGGCCCAUUGAAGCCUCAAAGGAUACUGCUUGGAGAAUUCUGGGGCCACUGCCUCAUAUCAUCGCCGCGUACAUCUGGCUUGAAGGAUAA
Pestalotiopsis fici W106-1 is the source of this 654-nucleotide messenger RNA. RefSeq lists its product as uncharacterized. NCBI's taxonomy places the organism in Eukaryota, Fungi, Ascomycota, Sordariomycetes, Amphisphaeriales, Sporocadaceae. The record is from RefSeq and is a predicted model, not a curated record. Bases 1 to 654 code for a protein of 217 amino acids. The transcript has 2 exons.